Molecule: messenger RNA, 1008 nt
Organism: Podospora anserina S mat+
Lineage: Eukaryota; Fungi; Ascomycota; Sordariomycetes; Sordariales; Podosporaceae
Exons: 5
Coding region: 1-1008 (335 amino acids)
Biological process (GO): signal transduction; phosphatidylinositol phosphate biosynthetic process; inositol metabolic process
Molecular function (GO): inositol monophosphate 1-phosphatase activity
Source: RefSeq, a predicted model, not a curated record
AUGACGCCGGUAAUGCUCACCGAGCAGGAGCUCGAUGAGAUUUACACCUUUGCUGUCCAGCUUGGCAAAGAUGCAGGCAAAAUGCUUCUCGAGGCUGCCCAGCUGAGAUUUACUGGCACUCAAACAGCCGAUUUGGAGGUUGAGGAGAAGGAUAGUUCGGUAGAUAUCGUAACCAAGACAGACGAAGAUGUUGAAGCCUUCAUCAAAUCUUCCAUUGAGGCGAAAUACCCCCACCACAAGUUUAUCGGCGAAGAGACAUACUCCAAAGGCGCGUCCCGCUCCUACCUGGUCUCCGAAACCACACCCAGCUGGUGUGUCGACCCACUAGAUGGAACGGUCAACUAUACGCACCUCUUCCCCAUGUUUUGCGUCUCUAUCGGCUUCAUCGUCGCCGGUAGGCCCACCAUUGGCGUAGUCUAUGCGCCAUUCCUUAACCAGCUUUUUACCUCUUGCCGGGGCAGAGGUGCUUGGCUUAACGAAACCCAGCGGCUUCCCCUGAUUAGGAACCCAAUACCACCCAUGCCAGCGGACGCUCCAAGUGGCUGUGUUUUCUCGUGCGAAUGGGGCAAAGACAGAAAAGACAGACCCGACGGCAACCUCUACAGAAAGGUGGAAAGUUUUGUGAACAUGGCAGCGGAAGUGGGAGGAAGAGGAGGAAAGGGUGGCAUGGUGCACGGCAUCAGGAGUCUAGGGAGCGCAACCAUGGACCUCGCCUACACGGCCAUGGGGGCGUUCGAUAUCUGGUGGGAGGGCGGAUGCUGGGAGUGGGAUGUGGCGGCCGGUGUUGCUAUCCUCCAGGAAGCUGGUGGGCUAGUCACGAGCGCCAACCCACCCAAGGAUAUAGAGACGGCAGAAAUACAGGAAGUGAAGCUGGGAAGCAGACUGUAUCUUGCUAUACGGCCAGCAGGGCCAAGCAAGACCGAGACGGGGAGGGAGGGGCAGGAACGGACUGUUCGAGAAGUAUGGCGACGUGUGAAAGCAUUGGAGUAUGCAAGGCCGGGAGCGUGA